Mycena indigotica is the source of this 753-nucleotide messenger RNA. RefSeq lists its product as uncharacterized. Lineage: Eukaryota; Fungi; Basidiomycota; Agaricomycetes; Agaricales; Mycenaceae. The record is from RefSeq and is a predicted model, not a curated record. The coding region runs from base 1 to 753 and encodes 250 amino acids. The transcript has a single exon.
AUGUCCGGUCCCCGUAGACGCACUAUUGACACGGUUCCUGCCCAACUACCAUUCCUCGUUGAAACAGCCAUGCCUUCUCGAUUACACGACCGUAUGCCUGCAGCUAUGAGCAUCGAUGUUCGACUUGCGGAUGAGGGAAAGAGGAUCCGACCUCUACCUCGCGUCCCUCCAACUCCCAGAAGUGCACCUCCGAUGCCUAGCCACCACAGACAACUUUCCGCGACGCGGCCGCUACCUAGCCUACCGGAAUCUGGCUCGCUUGCGAUCUCUGUAACUCCCGCAACUCCCCUACCACCACCAACACCAAUGGCAGAGGCUAGCUCUGCAUAUCUGGCCCCGAGUUCUCCUCGCCGUGGCCCCCCGCGAUCCACCUCCCUCACACUAAACAUGAAGGUCUCGCCUGAUGCCGAUGUUCGCCAGGCAUUUGAACGGACCCUUCCCGAGCCACCAACCCCCCGCACUGCUCACCGUAUGCGCAACUCAAAACUGAGACGACAUCUGGGAGAGUCUGUCCAAAUCGUGCUCGACUCACCAGCCGAUGGUCACUUCAGACAUCAGCUUCAACCCGAAAGCGACGACUCGUACAGCGAAGAGUCAGAGGAAGACGUCGAGGACGCUUUUUAUAUGCCUUCUCUCCCCUCUCAGCCAACGCCACCCAGUCCUCCGUCACAAAAAUGGGUCCGAGAGCGCGGAAAAAAUCGCUGGACAGAGGCCAAUUUCGCACAAAUCCUCCAGGAUCUACGCAACUUGUAA